AUGGGAGGAAAUCCAUUGCAAGGACAGUUAAAUGAUAUUUGGUGCUUCCACUUGUUUUAUUUUACAUGGAGGGAAAUAACAACAUCUGGAAAUGUUGUAAUCGACGCCAGAUACCAGGCUGGAUACACGUCAUGAAAUGAAACUGAAACUACCAUGUUUGCUGUGUUUACAGGAAUUUCUAUGGCUCGAACAAGUAAUAGUUUAUUUAUGUAGCAUAUAUAUAGACUAAACACCGAUGCAUGAACAUGAGCGGUCCAACCUUAUCAAGGAGACCUCCUUGGAGCUCAAGAAGAUCCUAUCCUUACUUAUUACUCAGGCUAUCUUUAUAUGGUAGGAGGAAUAGCGACUUACAAUGCUAAUCCUUAUGCUUCAGUCUUUUUUCGUUAUAACCUUUCAUCUCAAAAAUGAGAAAAUAUUACUUAGCCUAACUUAAAAUUUAAAGCCCCCCAUGGGGAAUUAUCAGUCAUGAGUUUCAUACAUAUAAAACCUUAUAAAAAACUAUAAAAAACUAUAUAGAUAUAAGCAUAUCCCUAGCCCAUAUCGGGCUAUCUUUAGGGAUAUGCCUAUAACCAUUUUAUGAUUAUAUGAAAAUUUUACAAAUACAAAUAAAAUAUUUACUUUUUAGUUUCACGCCAAAGGAGCUCUAA
Molecule: messenger RNA, 647 nt
Organism: Blepharisma stoltei
Lineage: Eukaryota; Ciliophora; Heterotrichea; Heterotrichida; Blepharismidae
Source: the annotation of a GenBank genome assembly